AUGAGCGCGGACGGGCAGCCCUCCUCCGAGGCGGCGCUGCUAAUCACGGUCUCCGACCCGGAGAAGCACGGAACCUCAAUCACCGCCGCGUUCGUCGACUACAAGCUCUCCACAGUGACGCAGCUCUCGCGGUACGCGGCGAAAGAGUUCUUCGUCCGGCGGCGCUAUCGCGACUUCGUGUGGCUGCGCGACCGGCUGUGCCACGCCUUCCCUGGCUGCGUCGUGCCGCCGCUCCCCACCGUGGACUCGCCGCUCAAGGACGACCGCUUCUCGCCAAACUUCAUCGAGCGGAGGCAGGCCGGGCUGCAGCUGUUCCUGAGGCGCGUGGCGGGGCACGAGCGGCUGCGGGAGUCCUCCGACCUGCAGACCUUCCUGGAGGCCAAGGAGAGCCUCAAGAGUGUGCAGUCGCUGAUGGCGCACAAGGUGCCUGACGAGGAGGCGAUCGAGCGCGUCCGCGCCUUCGCCGCCAACUACGCGACGAUUGCCUCUGCGAGCGCGUCAAAGCAGCACGCAGCAGCGGCGGCGCUCGAUCGAGUCAAGGAGCUGCACCUGGCGAGAGUGCUCGCCAACCGCGACGCGGCGCUGCUGCAGUACCAAAAGGCGGCGGCGGCGCUCGACGCGUCCACCAAGGAGCGGCAGCGCUGGCAGGAGGCGGAGCACAGCGGCGCGCCCUCGCCGCGCUCGGGGGUGCUGGGGAAGCUCGACGAGCUCAUGUACGACCCGCAGAAGGGGUCGAAGGUGGAGGUGCGCGUCAAGGAGGCGGACGCGGAGCUCAGCGCGGCCAAGGAGCGGUGGGAGGCGAUCUCGACCUCGAUCCACACCGAGGUUGACCGCUUCCACCGGCAGACCAACGCCGACUUUUCGCGAGGGCUGCGAGAGCACGUCCUCGAGCAGCUCGAGUUCGAGCAGGCGCAGCAGCGAGAGUGGGAGCAGCUGCUCGACAUCGUGGAGCGAGUCGAGACGGUGCCGGGCACGGCCGCCUCCUUCCGCCCCUCCUCCUCCUGACCCCGCGGGCGCGCUGGAGCAAUGGGUGACGGGAGAGAUCUGGAUCGCGCGGCCCCGCUCUGGCGCUUCAACGGCGCACGCCGCGCCCCAGGGGAGCUGCUCUCUCGUGGCCGAUGGGGAGGAGAAUGCUGACGUUUCUUUGUACAGAGGUUGCCCGUGUGUGUGUGUCUCCUCUGAGAAGAGGAGGGGUGGUGCAAUUAAUAUACCCAAAUGC
Messenger RNA from Emiliania huxleyi CCMP1516, 1219 nucleotides. RefSeq lists its product as hypothetical. The transcript has 7 exons. The record is from RefSeq and is a predicted model, not a curated record. Bases 1 to 1005 code for a protein of 334 amino acids. Gene Ontology annotation, cellular component: endosome. Lineage: Eukaryota; Haptophyta; Isochrysidales; Noelaerhabdaceae. Gene Ontology annotation, molecular function: phosphatidylinositol binding.